CAGCGCCCCGAAGCCGGCGGAGGCUUUCCUGAGCUGGCGGGGGACAACAUGCAGGUGCGGGACCAGCAGUCAUUCACCAUGGACGUCACCAAUGUCCACAGUAUGCUCACCUGGCUCAACACCGCGGAUGGCAAGGACACCAUCCCCGAUGUCCCCGAUGUCCCCGGCAUCCCUGACAGCACUGCCUUCUUCAACCAGCUCUCCAACUUCUCGGAGUACGGGGUAGAGAGCGACUGCCCCGAGGACCGAGUGGCAGCAGCGAUGCUGGGGGAUGCCGACCCCUCCUGGGGGGCGGUGGUGACGUCCCCCUUGCCAGACCCCAAGAGGGAGCAGGGCGGGGUGGCGGCGGUCCUCCUCACCUGGCUGCCAGAGGGUCCCACGGAGCCUUUUCAGGAGAGUCCUGCGGAGACUUCAAAGGAGAGGCCUAUAGAGAGUCCCGUAGAGAGUUCAGAGGAGAUUCCAAAGGAGACCCCUCUGGAGAGUCCUCUGGAGAGUUCCCCUGAAGGGCCACCUGAAGGGUUGCCCAGAGGGUCCCCUGAAGAAUCCCCUGAAGGGUUCCCUGAGGGCUCUUCUGCAGCCAGCAUCCUUCCAUAUCGAUUGUCCAGCAGUUUCUGCACAACCCGCUAUCUCUGUGCAGCGCUGCAGACCAACCAUCCAGGCUGGAAGGCAUUCAAAGUCUUUGAGCGGAUGGCUCGGCAGGAUGACGAGAAGAGGCGCCGAGAGCUGGAAGCGAAGCUAAGGAAGAAGGAAGAGGAGGAGGAGGCUGCCGCAGCCGCCGGGAGGGUGAAACUGUCCCCUGCAGCUCAGGAGGUUGAGGUAGAGACAACAGCAGAACACGUCCCAGCACCGGACGCAGGGGGAGCUGCGGGGACGCAGGAGUCGGCCAUAGCCCAGGACGCAGCCCCCAGUCCUGUGUUGGCGGAGCCCCCGGGGGCCGCUGCCCCGGCAGAGCCCCAGCCAGCAGAACUGCCCACGAGACAGGAGCAGUUCCAGACAAACCCCGACAGCUACAACGGAGCUGUGCGAGAGAACUACGCCUGGUCCCAAGACUACAGCGACCUGGAGAUUAAAGUGCCCGUGCCCAAGCACAUCGUAAAAGGCAAACAGAUCAACCUGAACAAAGGGGACGAGUACUGGUGGAACGCCAUCCUGGAGGGCGAGGAGCAGAUCGACAUCGACAAGAUCAACAAGGAGCGCUCCAUGGCCACAGUGGACGAGGAGGAGCACGCUGUGCUGGACCGCCUCACCUUCGACUACCACCAGAAGCUGCAGGGCAAGCCCCAGAGCCACGAGCUGGUAGGUGCCAGCCGCCCCACGCCACCAGCCCAGCCCUGCCCUGCCACGCGCCCUCUGGCUCUUCCGUGGGUCCCAUCUCUG
Molecule: messenger RNA, 1377 nt
Organism: Pygoscelis adeliae (Adelie penguin)
Lineage: Eukaryota; Metazoa; Chordata; Aves; Sphenisciformes; Spheniscidae
Gene: NUDCD3
Product: NudC domain containing 3
Exons: 4
Biological process (GO): protein folding
Cellular component (GO): cytoplasm
Source: RefSeq, a predicted model, not a curated record